This is a messenger RNA of Ambispora gerdemannii, 156 nucleotides long. NCBI's taxonomy places the organism in Eukaryota, Fungi, Glomeromycota, Glomeromycetes, Archaeosporales, Ambisporaceae. The record is from the annotation of a GenBank genome assembly.
AUGACUUCUACACACGAUUGCCCAUGUGGACUAGAUUGCCAGUGUGGAUCUUCGUGCAAUUGCGUUGGAAAAGCUACUACGUUUAGCGAAAUGAAAGCAGAUAAUUGCUGUGUAGCUGUCAAUGCACCAACUGCCAAUGUGACUUUACGGGUGGAU